Molecule: messenger RNA, 636 nt
Organism: Striga hermonthica
Lineage: Eukaryota; Viridiplantae; Streptophyta; Magnoliopsida; Lamiales; Orobanchaceae
Source: the annotation of a GenBank genome assembly
AUGUUCACUCCUCUCUCUCCAGCCGCGCACACUCUCUCAAUCGGCGCCUCCGUCUUCGCCUCCUGCGAUAGGAUCUCCGAGAACCAGGCUUAUGAAGGUGCAUUCGUGGACGACGGCAGCAGUAGCUCUGAUGGAGUACUCAUCAGAGCACCCACAAUUAAACACUACCGGCGUGGCUACACACUCCGGCCAGAGAAGACAGGCUUGAAGACAAAUUUUCAGGAUAAUUUAGGCAGCUCAAGCGACCUAAACAUCUCAUACGAGGCUGUAUAUGGUUGCGAUUGUGGAUGUCGCCAGGUCUCCCAACAUGCCAGUUGCUUGAAAAUCGGAAAGCAUGGGCAUACGAAGUGUCACUUUGUGGCUAUCGACAUAUUCAAUGGAAAGAAGCUUGAAGAUAUUGUUCCAUCGUCCCACAAUUGUGAUGUGCCUCAUGUGAACCGUACUGAUUAUCAGCUUAUUGACAUCUCCGAAGAUGGUUUUUUUAAGGUUUGUGUGUCGCGGGUCUAUCUUCUGACUGAAAAUGGCGACACCAAAGACGAUAUGAGGCUUCCUACUGAUGAGAAUCUGCUUGGUCAGGGUGCCAUAUUCUUUUGCCUUAAGUUUCGAAGAUCGCAAGCUUUGGUGUUUUGCAUUUGA